AUGGAUAAGAAACUGGAUAUCUUCAGGAGGGAAUUAGUGGAUGUUCAAGGGAUCCCUCUCUUCUGGAGCAUUGCUGAACAGUGGUCCGAAGUGGAGUCAUUUGAGGCCCGGCCCGAUGAUCUUUUGAUCUCCACCUAUCCCAAAUCUGGGACAACUUGGAUCAGUGAAAUAUUGGAUUUGAUCUAUAACAAUGGAGAUGCAGAGAAGUGUAAACGGGAUGCCAUCUACAAACGAGUGCCGUUCAUGGAGCUUAUAAUUCCAGGAUUGUCAAAUGGUAUUGAACUGUUGAAAAACAUGCAGUCUCCUCGACUCGUGAAAACUCAUCUCCCAGUUCAACUUCUUCCUUCCUCAUUUUGGAAAAAUGACUGCAAGAUGGUCUAUGUGGCACGGAAUGCCAAAGAUGUGGCUGUUUCUUACUAUUAUUUCUACCAAAUGGCCAAAAUGCACCCAGAGCCUGGCACCUGGGAGGAGUUCCUUGAUAAAUUCAUGGCUGGACAAGUGGGUUUUGGUUCCUGGUAUGAUCAUGUGAAGGGCUGGUGGGAGAAAAGAAAGGAUUACCGUAUCCUUUAUCUAUUUUAUGAAGAUAUGAAAGAAGAUCCAAAGUGUGAAAUUAAAAAAUUAUUAAAGUUUCUAGAGAAAGACGUACCGGAAGAAAUUGUAAAUAAAAUCCUCUACCAUAGCUCUUUUAAUGUAAUGAAGGAGAAUCCUAGUGCAAAUUACACCACUAUGAACAAAGAGGAGAUGGACCAUUCUGUGUCGCCAUUCAUGAGGAAAGGUAUUUCAGGUGACUGGAAGAAUCAGUUUACUGUAGCCCAGUAUGAGAAAUUUGAAGAAGAUUAUGUCAAGAAAAUGAAAGAGUCAACACUUAAGUUUAGAUCAGAAAUCUAG
Chionomys nivalis (European snow vole) is the source of this 888-nucleotide messenger RNA. Its product is annotated as sulfotransferase 1 family member D1. Lineage: Eukaryota; Metazoa; Chordata; Mammalia; Rodentia; Cricetidae. Gene Ontology annotation, biological process: sulfation. The coding region runs from base 1 to 888 and encodes 295 amino acids. Gene Ontology annotation, molecular function: sulfotransferase activity. The transcript has 7 exons. The record is from RefSeq and is a predicted model, not a curated record. Gene Ontology annotation, cellular component: cytoplasm.